This is a messenger RNA of Angiostrongylus costaricensis, 381 nucleotides long. The record is from the annotation of a GenBank genome assembly. Lineage: Eukaryota; Metazoa; Nematoda; Chromadorea; Rhabditida; Metastrongylidae.
AUGGCCACUAGAGGGAGCACGGUGGAGGCAGAGAAAAUUACCACGAAUCCGAAUCGCCUCCUUAAGCUUCCAAUGUUCGCUGACAUAGUUAAAGUGGAUGAAGAAAAUGGAGAAGUGCGACUGGUACUUCCUAAUGUUUUGAAAUCUUUGAAAAAAGAACUUCGUCGUGGAGCUCAAGCCGUUAAAGUACGGUAUGUCUUUUUCGGAGUGCGAAAUCAGUGCUUCCGUCAGUUUGUUAUGCACAAAACCGACUUUCAACUUGCAUCAGCAUGCAUCAACAAGUUAAUGGUCGUUGAUAAGCUUAUACGAGGUUGUUACGAAGCUGUUGCUUCCCAUUAUCUAACGUUCCGUCAGAUUUUGCUUUCUUCAGAGCUUUAUUAG